AUGGCGAUCCCCGGGUCGUGGGACCUUAUCCCAACCACGUGCGCCGCCGCGGGAGGCGGGAGGCAGGAGGCGAGGCGCGAGCCGCGGGGUCCUAGAGCGGCCCGGAAGUGCCUCGGCCCCGAGCGCCCCCCGCGGCGGGCGGCCCCCUCGGCGCGGCGCCGUGUCCCGGCCGGCGCGCUCCCGCUGACGCCGCUCCGGCGCCCUCCGUCUCGCCGCCGCGUCCAGUCCAGCUCGCCCGUCCCCAGCUUCCCAUCCGCUCCGGACCGAUCCCCGUCCCUCCCCGGAUCCCCGUUCGUCCGGGAUCCCUAUCCGCCCUGGAUCCCAUUCCCUGGACGUCCGCCCGGCGCCUGUCCAGCUGGAAGCCAGCUGCGGGGCCGCACUUCCAGGCGAUGGCGAGGCGCGCAGGCCCGCUGGGUCCCAGCGCUGCCGGGCAGCGAGCAGACCACUGCCCCGCGGGCCUCUGUGCGCCCCGAGGACUGUCCUCAGAGAGGGUUUGCCCUCAGGCAACCUCACGCGUGCUUGUUACCAAACCUCCGAGGGAGGGAGCCUCCGAAGGUGUUUCUGAAACACGACUCCAGCUGGAGGGUGCUUCGUAAACUGUUCAAAGUCAAGAUGAAUACAGACUCUAAGGAGGUUUUGCCCAUGGAUGUGCAAGCUCCUGAGGUUUGGGAAGAACUGACAGUGAAGGUGGAGACAGAAAGUCACCUCUGGAUGCAGGCAUCCAGACUGAAACGUAGCAGUCCCCUGGCAAGGGAAGUCUUCCAAAGGCGCUUUCGACAGCUGUGCUACCAGGAGACCCCUGGGCCCAGGGAGGCCCUCACCCAUCUCUGGGAGCUGUGCCGCCAGUGGCUGAGCCCAGAAACACGCACCAAGGAGCAGAUCCAGAAGCUGCUGGUGCUGGAGCAGUUCCUGACCAUCCUGCCCGCCGAGCUCCAGGCCCGGGUGUGGGAGCACCAUCUGGAGAGCGGGGAAGAGGCUGUGAUUUUGCUGGAGGAUCUGGAGAAAGAGCUCGAUGAACCACAACUUGAGAUGGCAGCCUACAGACAGGGAUGAGAAGUCUGCUCUAGAGAGAUAGUGCCUGAAGGCGAGCAGACGUCACUGAGCCUUCAGCCCCAGCCUGAGGAGCCCCAGCUCACACGUGACACUUCCCAAGAGUCCCACCCUACUGGAGAGACAGGAAGUCCGCGCAGAAGUGCAGUACUGAUCCCUUCUGUGGUCUGUUUCUUCUCUGCGGACACAUUUCUGUUUUCCACACCUGUUGUCCUCCCCCAGCUGAAAGGAGGAGGAGCACCGUGGUCUGACGGCGGAGGAGCCCUGGGAGGCACCUGUACAGGUGUGUGAGCGACAGUACAGUCAGAUGUGGCAGAAAGAGCCUGAUGUUUUGGUAAAAAGACGGGGGUUAGGGGGUGUUUUCUUGGGACUUUGCUGGGUUGCGAGGUGGAAAUCUGUUGUUUCACAAGGUCCUUGGGAGCUUCCCAGGUGUCACGUGAGGCUGCCCCUUAUUUUGGGGGGCAGGGAGAGACCAGAGAAAGAGGGUAGGGGGCAGUUUUAAGAAGCAAAGGAGGCUUACCUGUGAGGCUUGUUCCGGGCGCAGCAAAAUGUGUAGGUCUCGGCACCUGCCCACAGAGCUUACAGCUUUACGUAGGGGCCUUACCAGGCUGCAGUCACGCGUGCAGCCCAGGUGCCCUGUUUCCCGUCACGCUCGCUGUCCUUGGAGCAGCUUCUGGGAGCAGGGCAGUCAGCGAGAGCUCACGUCGCAAGGACAGAGGAGGGGGUGAGGAGCCUCCACUGUCGGCAUCCAGCUUGUGGGUCAGUUGUUCUUGGCUUCUCGACGGCUGCCCCCAGCAUUCGUGCUCGGGGCACCUGAGACGUCGAGGAUUCUACUGGACUGCGCUCUAGUGUCUACACAGUUUGGGUUUCUGUGUCUCUGUUUUCCGGCCUUCAGACCCUUCAAGUCCUAUCGGGUUGUUGGACGAGUGUCCAGGGGGGCCAGUUCCAUCGGGCACUGUGUGCCUUCUGUGCCCAUCCCUGGGCCAGUUGUUUGAGACCAGAGCCGCAGAAUUGGUUUCAGUCCUUUGUCUUUUAUUCAUUUGACAAAUGUUUAUUCAACAACUGCCAUGUGCCAGCUGUGACCCAAGGAAUAAAACAGAAAGAUCCUGUCAGAGGGAGAAAAACUACCUAAAGCACAGAUUCCACGGAGCACCAGCCUGAGCCAGGCCAUCCAUUUCCCUCGCGCUGUCAUGGAAGGUUCUGCUUCUGAGAAGCCCAAGAUGAAUUUCCACAUCAUUGUAGGCUUGAAGAUACACUCUGGGAUCAUUUGGUAGAAAUGUUAGUGUGAAAUACAGAAACGGUCUGAGGAUUCGCUGUUGCCGGGUACAUUGUUGUCACUGACUGCCAUGUCCUGAGUGAGUUCAGGUUUAAGAAUUCA
Molecule: messenger RNA, 2428 nt
Organism: Hyaena hyaena (striped hyena)
Lineage: Eukaryota; Metazoa; Chordata; Mammalia; Carnivora; Hyaenidae
Exons: 6
Coding region: 1-1053 (350 amino acids)
Source: RefSeq, a predicted model, not a curated record